AUGAGAGUAUCUAUGACUCCAGCAAUUUUAUCUAUUCUAUACCCAGCUCUGUUAGGAAAUGUUAUAACACUUCUUUUGUCAUCUAUUUCAAUCUCUAUGAAAUCUGUUUCAUCUGUUAUGACAAAAGUUGCGAUAGUAUUGAAGUCAACAACUCUGAAAGCAAGUGCUUCAUAUGGAGUUCUUCAAUACCAAAUCGGAAAGAUAUGGGCAGUACUUGGUGAAGAAGCUUUAGACGGCGUUAAAAAUGCUUUGAACUUCAUUUCAAAUGGUUCGGAUACUAUUAAAACUUUAUCUGGUUGGAUGCAAGAAACAAGGAGUCAAAUAGAUACUGUAAGACGUAUAGCAAACAAUGCACGUACGGGAUUGGAUACUUUACGAGAAGCACAAAAUACACUAAAGGAAGCAAAUGAUAUUCUUGGCUCAGUAUCAGACAUGCAUGAAGAUUGGCUUAAAGGCAUUGACAAAUCUUUAAAAAAUCACAGUCAGUCUAUUGCUGACUACAAGAAAAGUAUAGAUUUUUUUCCAUAG
This is a messenger RNA of Trichomonas vaginalis G3, 528 nucleotides long. RefSeq names its product organellar and viral DNA polymerase type B. The transcript has a single exon. The record is from RefSeq and is a predicted model, not a curated record. Bases 1 to 528 code for a protein of 175 amino acids. Lineage: Eukaryota; Parabasalia; Trichomonadida; Trichomonadidae.